Orbicella faveolata is the source of this 4564-nucleotide messenger RNA. RefSeq lists its product as uncharacterized. The record is from RefSeq and is a predicted model, not a curated record. NCBI's taxonomy places the organism in Eukaryota, Metazoa, Cnidaria, Anthozoa, Scleractinia, Merulinidae.
UUUAAAAUUAUGAAAACCGUAUAUAUGAGUCUUUAUGCACUAGAUUGCUUUGAAGAAUUUUUUCCUAGUUUUCCCAACACUAACUGUCAGCACACAAGUGUCACGUGACACUUUAAUGUACAUUUUCCCGCCAAUAUUAUUUGCUAUCCUUGCAGGAGUACUUUUUGCUUGCCUUAAAACGCCAAACUUGUCAGAAUGAUAGUUCGUGAGAUGAAGAAUCUGAAACGCACUGGCAAGGAUGACUUAACUUUCUGUUCAAUGUUCUACAGUGAAUUUAGGCACUUCUGGGUAGAUUGUGGCAAAUGUCGAACUGAUUCUUUUCUUUUCACGAAUGUAGCCUUUCCAGUAAAUAACAUGUUUACUGGGGUCCUACAAAAAUGUUUUGGGUCAAACACGUGGCUAAAGUGUGUAAAAACUGCUCCUGCAGUUGAAUUCGCGCACUCGACUUCGGUUUGAUUUCAGAGCACCAUUUUGUUUGUGAACCUAUGGGUUUUAGAAACAGUGGAGGUCACUGUUGCUAUGACAUUUCAGAAGGUAGGCGAGAAAUGCUACUUCCUUUCUGGAGAGAAAUGCUACUUCCCACAACAAAAUCAUCGCUUGAAAAGUAGAAAUGUUUUGCCGAAAAGGGUCUAUACUGAAUGACUUCUAGGCUUUGCGAUUUUAUAACAUAAUUUGAUGCAGUGCCGUGAGGAACGAAGGGCAUUUGUGGCUGUUAAAGCAGACAGUGAGGUUGUUAAACUGCUAAUGUGAAAUUUAAUUUUACCCUCAAAGCCUAUUUUGGUGAAACGAUAUUCCAUUAAAAUCUUAAAAUAUUUAAAAGAUGGUCUGUUGUUAAUUUAUGUGGGCAUAUAAUGUACUGCUCAGUUAAAAUUCCACUAACUUCAACCACACUAGUAUUUCUUUCAAAGUGGCUCAGUUCACAAGCACAGUUCGCUCUUCAAAGUAAAAAUGGUUGCUACCCUUAUUUGCCUGACAAGUUGCGGCUUUGCUUGGACGGCUGCUCUAGAAAAAGUGAAGGAAACAACUCAAACGUUUCGCCAGGAAAACGGAGAGGGAACAGCAAAAUUCAGAGCACCCUCAAUGCAAGAGUGUUACAAACAGUUCAAUGAAAUUUUCAAGGAGAGAUCUGAGGAGUUUGCGAUUGAUUUUCUGAAAUUUCAAAAGAAAAUACCAGCUCUCUGAGGUAUGUUUAGUUGCUGGAAUCCAAGAAGAAAAGACAAGAAGGAAAAGUAUCUGGAAACAUUCAGCAUAAAAAGAGAGAGCAUGCGUGCCACCAUGUGGCCAUAACCUUGCUAAAAAGCCUUGUGAAAUUUACAGUUUACUUUGCAACGAUGUCAUGCUUUUGUGUCGAAGAAAAAGCUUAGUAACCUCUCCUGAAAUGGAUGUCGGAGAAAAUUUUUAGGGGAUUUAAUUUUCCGGGAAUUGAGCAAUCUGUAAAUACUGUAUUUGCAUUCGAAAUUAUUUCAUUUCGUUAUGGGAAAAAACAAGCCAGAAAAGCUCUCAGGAAUCGAAGAGUGGAGAAGAAAAAAGAAGGAAAAGAAUAGACAGAACAAUCAAAAGUACGAGAAAAAUUGCGAGAAGAGGGCUGCAUCUGCUAGAGAAAAAUGCCAACUGAAGAAAGCCCUGUUCAGUGAACUCGCCAACACACGGUGGAGUCAGCAAACAGCGUGAAGCGGGCUCACAAAAGAGAAGAAAAGAAAAUUGCCUGGGAGGAGAAGAUGGAAAAACAAAAGGCAGCAAACCAGGGAAAGAGUAAAAAAGUUCAGAGAGAAAAGAAAGCAAAUUGCAGAUGCACAGGGAGCGGAUGAUUGUGAUGGCGAUGCAACUGGAUUUACAAACAGAAUGGUGACAAGUAGGGCAGUAAGGAAAGUUACAAAAUCACUGCCCGAAACUCCAAAAAAGUGCACUGAAAUAAUCCAGAAAAUAAGUGCUAGUGCAAGAACAAGAAAACAUCUCGUAAAGGCAGGCACAUUCAAGACUCCAGAAGAAGAAAAAGAAACAGUCUUUGAGAGCAAUGGCAGCUGAUAUUUCAGAGGGCCUGAAGCAGGUGAAGAAAAGUGGUUCCAAUGAGAAAAGAGCAGCUUUGAGAGCCUUCAAAUCCCUUGCUUUUGGGGAAAACGUUAAAAAAUCUCAUGCCCAACGUUCUCUCUAAGUUGUAUCAUGGGACCAAAAAAGUAUUCAGCGUGGAAUCAAAAGGAGAACUGGCAAUAGACCCCAUAAAUGUAAGUACCAUGGAAAUCAGCAUAUUCAGAGAAGUCCUAAAUCGGCGAAAAUCAAAAAACCUAUCAACGGAAAUGUAACUAUCUAGUCUGCCUCAGAAAGGAAGAUCAAGGCCAAGCUUGAGGUUAAAGAAGAAAAAGAAGAAAUAAUCGGCAGCAGUCUGAGUGGAUAUCGUCUAAUAGAUGUGGAAAUCUUGGCUGAUGUAUUGAGGCUCUUGUGUUGCCAAGAGUGUGGUGAGUCAAAUAUUCAGUCAACAGAGGUAUCCUUUCAAAGGCAUGGUUGUGCAUCAUGUCUUCGAUUAUUAUGCUUGGACUGUGGGUGGAACCAUUGUUUUUACACGUCUAAAAAGAUAUCAAGCUAUUAUGAGGUGAACAGAAGACUUGUUUAUGGGAUGAGAACGAUUGGGCAAGGGGAAGCAUUCGCUAGGAGAUUUUGUGGAAUUAUGAACAUGCCACCCCCACCAAAACCAAAGGCAUACAGUAAGCACAACAAAGCUCUGCUCAAAGCAGCAAAAGCUGUGGCCAAUCAGACCACGAGUGAUGCCCAAAAAGAAAUUCACCAUUUGAAAGGUGAAGAUGUUGAAGGAUUUUCAAACUGUGGGGUUUCUUGCGAUGGGACCUGGCAGAAAAGAGGCCACUCCUCAUUGAAUGGUUGUGUAGCAGUAUUAUCAAUUGACACAGGCAAAUGCCUUGAUGUUGAACUGCUGAGCAAAGUCUGCCAGACCUGCCAAAGACAUGAGACCAAUAAUGAUCUCCAAGCAGAGCAGGAGUGGCAGAUAAACCAUGCCCCAAAAUGCAAAGCAAAUUUUAAAGGCUCAGCUCCAUCAAUGGAAACAGAAGGAGUGAAGCGAAUCUUUGAGAGAAGUGAGGAAAAACACAAAUUGCGUUACACUGAAUAUUAUGGGGAUGGAGAUAGCAAGGGUUUCAAUGGAGUAGAGAAGACUUACAUAGACAAAGGACUUAAAGUUGUAAAGAAAGAAUGUGUUGGACAUGUCCAGAAGCGUGUGGGGACAGCUUUAAGAAAACUAAAGAAAGAGAAAAAAGGUAUGGGCGGUAAAGGAAAGCUGACUGAUAGAAUGAUAGACAGGCUGCAAAAUUAUUAUGGGAUUGCCAUAAGAAGCAAUGUUGGCAAUCUAUCGGAAAUGAAGAAGGCAAUUUAUGCUAGCCUCAUGCAUUGUGCCUCUUCAAAGGAUCGCAAUUUACAUUGUUAUUGCCCUGAAGGAGCAGACAGCUGGUGUCGCUUCAACAGAGACAUUGCAAAUGGUACAAAGUUGUUCAACCAGGUCCUGGGCUCCCUGUUGAAAUCAUUGCUGAGCUUAAGCCAAUUUACUUCAGGCUGAGUGAGGAUGCUCUGCUGACCAGGUGCUUGGAUGGAAAGACCCAGAAUCAAAAUGAAGCCAUAAAUGGGAUGAUAUGGGACCGAGUGCCAAAAGAUGUGUUUGUGGGAGCUGACACUUUAAAGCUUGGAGUGAAUGAUGCUGUUUCCCACUUCAAUAUUGGAAGCCAAGCAGCAUUAAAUACACUCACAAACAGUGGAAUUGAACCUGGGGAGUUCUGUCUUGAGGAAAUGAAAAGAAGUGACAAACUGAGGCUUGGCAAAGCAAUUUACAAAGAAAGAGAUACCUCUAAGCGAAAAAGAAAGUUGCUUCGAGCCCGUCGAAAACAAAAAGGGGAUCAAGCACAAGAAACAGAAGGAGUGACUUAUGCCUCAGGAUCCUUCUGAACUCUUAUUUAAUGCUAUCAAGCAAAACUGUGGCUGAAAAAAGUUUAAUUGAGGUUAUUUCAUUAAAAAUGAGAAGAACAUUAUCUCAUUAAAUUAUGUCUCAACUUUAGAACCAUUUUUCUCAAAUUAUGAAAAUUACCAAAUUGCGACACUUCCAAGCAGGAUAUCUCUGUGGGGUUUUAACUAAUUGACUUGAAACUUUCAGCAUUAUUUCCUGAUGUUAUUCCCUUGGUGACAAACCUCAAAAAAAUUGGGAAUGUUUAACACUGUACUUGCAGUAAAAAUGUUUUUGAAGUAUCUGUCAUUGCUUUCCCUUUUUCAUAGGAAAAAUUAUCAAAGCAAUCAUAGUUUCCUUAUUUUUUGAGGUUUAACACCUGGGUAAUUUAUUUUGAAAUAGAAUAAAGCUAAUUUUACUUUUCUGUGACCAUUCUAAGCGGAGUUAUGCUGCUUAUAAUAGACCCACAUUUUUCACCAGUGGGGGGCUGGUUAAUCAUUAACUAUUAACAUUCGCGAGGUGAAAACAGUUAUUUUGGAGUCAGGAAGUGAUAAUCUAUAAGAUGGUAUAAAAAGAUAUAUUCAAAGAUAGUUAAUAAAAAAUUUCAUUUUUAGGGUAUAAGACCAC